This is a messenger RNA of Pneumocystis jirovecii RU7, 210 nucleotides long. RefSeq names its product protein translocase SEC61 complex gamma subunit, archaeal and eukaryotic. Lineage: Eukaryota; Fungi; Ascomycota; Pneumocystomycetes; Pneumocystales; Pneumocystaceae. Gene Ontology annotation, molecular function: transmembrane protein transporter activity. The record is from RefSeq and is a predicted model, not a curated record. Gene Ontology annotation, biological process: post-translational protein targeting to membrane, translocation; protein targeting. Gene Ontology annotation, cellular component: membrane; Ssh1 translocon complex. Bases 1 to 210 code for a protein of 69 amino acids. The transcript is spliced from 2 exons.
AUGUCUGAACAAAUGAAAGAGUGGUUAGAGCUUCCAAAUUUAUUUCUUAAAGAGGGGACGCAGUUUAUUAAUCGCUGCACAAAACCAGACAAAGAAGAAUUCUUUAGGAUUUGCUGGGCAAUUGGAAUUGGAUUUUUAGUGAUGGGAUUUAUUGGAUUUUUUGUUAAACUUAUACAUAUUCCUAUUAAUAAUGUCCUUAUUCCGUCAUAA